AUGUUAUGUACGAUAGCGAAAUAUAUUGUCACGAUUACGUCCCGAACAAAAGUUAUCAAGUCAAAAGGACCGGCAAAACCGACAGGACGGGAUCAUUCAGAGGAUGAUGAAUUUUUGAAUAUUGCAUCGGAGGAGAAAAUUGAUAUGGAUUCAAUACGAGCUAGAGGAUUCUUAAAAUAUCGAUAUAAUUACAAACCACCAGAUGAUCUUGAGAGUCAAGUGAAGGAAGCUGUGAAUGAAGUUCUUAUUGAUAUAAAUGAUGAUAUACGAAGUAUCGAUCUUACAAAGGAUCGGCGCUUAAAAUUUCAGCUUCUCGAUUUGUUAGGUGAAAGAUUGUGUCAUGUAGUUCCCAACUCCGAAUUACAUCAAAUGAAAACAGUUGGUGAUUUAAUUGACUUCUACGGACGUCCGUUCCGAAAUCUUACUAAAUAUGCACAAAUGGUUCGCGGCAACAAACGUGAAACAGCUUUUCCUGGGAAAGGAGGUGAAGUGAUCAGUUUACGAAACAGGAGACUGUAUCGGCAGUUUAAACCGAAGAAAUAUUGGUUCGGUUUUGAAGAGGAAUCAUUUGAUUAUACCCGCCAAGACGAAGGAAUGCUCCGGGAUCCAGAAAUUGCGGAACGUAUGGAUCAAUAUCUAACAAAACGAUAUAAUUUGAAAACAAAAACAUUCAAGAAUAUAUGA
Molecule: messenger RNA, 684 nt
Organism: Acanthocheilonema viteae
Lineage: Eukaryota; Metazoa; Nematoda; Chromadorea; Rhabditida; Onchocercidae
Source: the annotation of a GenBank genome assembly